AGAUUUCCUUAUUAUUGCUAAAAAUAUAAAUAUAGAGAGCUCUCAGCCCCGCUCCCAGCCACAGCCUCCCGCGUGCCUCGCUCAGCUCCAACAUGGCAGAAAUCUCCAGCCCUACAGAGACUGAGCAGUGCGUCGAGUCCCUGAUUGCUGUUUUCCAGAAGUAUGCUGGAAAAGCUGGUUAUAACUAUACUCUCUCCAAGACGGAGUUCCUGAGCUUCAUGAAUACAGAACUGGCUGCCUUCACAAAGAACCAGAAGAACCCCGGUGUCCUUGACCGCACGAUGAAGAAACUGGACACCAACAGUGAUGGGCAGCUAGAUUUCUCAGAAUUUCUUAAUCUGAUUGGUGGCCUACCUAUGGCUUGUCAUGACUCCUUCCUCAAGGCUGUCCCUUCCCAGAAGCGGACCUGAGGACCCCUUAGGCCUGGCCUUCAAAUCCACCCCAUUUCCUUCCAGCCUUUCUGUCAUCAUCUCCACAGCCCACACAUAACCCCUUGAGC
Messenger RNA from Callithrix jacchus (white-tufted-ear marmoset), 499 nucleotides. Its product is annotated as protein S100-A11. The record is from RefSeq and is a predicted model, not a curated record. Lineage: Eukaryota; Metazoa; Chordata; Mammalia; Primates; Cebidae. Gene Ontology annotation, biological process: regulation of cell population proliferation. Gene Ontology annotation, molecular function: S100 protein binding; calcium-dependent protein binding; calcium ion binding. Gene Ontology annotation, cellular component: cytoplasm.